UUCCACCCAUUCCAGAUAACUUUGAGUCAUUGGUGAGAGUGAGUGAAAAGGUAUACAACAGGUUCUCUCUUAAGAUUGACUCCAGCCUGCUGAACAACACUAGUGGGCCAAUCACACAUGUUGGGGUGCUGAUGACAAGUAAUCUCUCUGAUGACACUUCUGAUUUUACAAAGUACUUGGGGAACACUUAUGAUGAGUGGAAGGCAGGGAGUACUCCAAGAUACCUGGCAACAGUCAAAAAGACCAUCCAAACACGCAGUGAAGAAAAUCCUCUGAGCAUACAAGUAGGAGAUGGAUCUCAUUGGGAGGGCUACAUUAAUGGUGCUCUGGACGCCAGUCGAAAAUACCAAUAUGCUAUUGUGUUGUUCACCAGUCUGACUGUGCAAAACACGCUUGUGAAUGGUUCAUUGUCAUUGGUCUCAGUAACAGACUUCUAUCCUGUUAUUGAACUCCCAAUGAACCCAGCAAUUGGCAUUGCUAUUGGAGCAACACUGGGAUUUGUUUGCGUUCUCAUCGUCCUGACCGGCUUCAUUAUCUAUUGGAAAAGAAUCCUCAGGCAGUGGAAAUUCCUGCGCUUCUCAUUCAGGGGAAUCCAAUGUCACAUUUCCCGACGGCUAUUACAGAGGUUUCCACAAAAGAAACAUCAGACAUGAAGAGUCUGUCCAUGAGAGCCAGAGUAAGUGUGGCUGUGAGGGUGGAGGACUACGAGGCGUACUACAAGAAACAGAAAGCUGACUCCAACUGCAGCUUUGCUGAAGAGUUUGAGGACCUGAAGCUUGUUGGUACAGCUCAGUCAAAAGCAAGUGCUCAGACUGUGGAGAACACGCUCAAGAACCGUUGCAACAACGUGCUUCCCUAUGACUCUUCCAGGGUGAAACUCUCUAUUAUCCAUGGGAGUCCAUAUGAUGACUACAUCAAUGCUAACUACAUGCCAGGUUACAACUCCAGGAAGGAGUUUAUUGAAGCUCAGGGUCCAUUGCCCACCCCAGUCAACGAGUUCUGGAGGAUGAUCUGGGAGAAGAAUGUUCACACCCUGGUCAUGCUGACACGCUGCAAUGAACAGGGACAAGUAAAAUGUGAUCAGUACUGGGCAUCUGGGACCAAGCACUUUGACAACAUCAGUGAGAUAACAACUUCUGAAAAAACAUUUGAAUACUGGACCAUCAGGGACUUUAAUGUUAAAAAUGUGAAAACAGCAGAGACCCGUUCUGUGCAUCACUUCUACUUCACAGCCUGGCCAGAUCACGAGGAUCACAGGGUCCCAGAAACCACAGAGCCCCUCAUCAACUUAAGACAUUUGGUCAGAGAGCACAUGGACCAAUACUCCAGACACUCUCCCACUGUGGUCCACUGCUGUGCUGGAGUUGGACGAACAGGUAUCUUCAUAGCCAUUGACUGUUUGAUAUUCCAGAUUGAAGGAAAAAUAUUGUGGACGUGUAUGGCAUUGUCCAUUGGCCCCUUAUGGUGCCGACAGAGGACCAGUAUGUGUUCUUAAACCAGUGUUCCAUGGACAUCAUCAGAUCAAGAACUGGAACCAAUGAGGAUCUAAUAGACCGAAACAAUUUUGAUUUUCUGCUUUUUUUGUCGCGGUGACAGUCCGGCUGUUGGUUCACUCACAUCUGCCUCCCAGCCUCCUCCUCUCCACGACGCCCUCCGGCUUGCCCCCUUGCACCCCGCCGGGUCCCCAGUCACCGCGUUCUCUCCUCCACUUCUGCCAGCUUCCCUCGAACCUCCAGCCUAAGCUCCUUCCGCUCCUCCGGCUGCUCGGUCCCCCGCGUCCUCGCCUGCCACUCCCCUUCUUUCCUCCCGUCCCUCCUCGUCCCCCUCUUUCCUCAAUAAACAUAUAUACACACAUACACAAAUAAAUCUUUUGCAAAUUGUCA
Messenger RNA from Micropterus dolomieu (smallmouth bass), 1883 nucleotides. RefSeq names its product protein tyrosine phosphatase receptor type Jb, tandem duplicate 2 (gene ptprjb.2). Gene Ontology annotation, molecular function: protein tyrosine phosphatase activity. Gene Ontology annotation, biological process: negative regulation of MAP kinase activity; protein dephosphorylation. NCBI's taxonomy places the organism in Eukaryota, Metazoa, Chordata, Actinopteri, Centrarchiformes, Centrarchidae. Bases 596 to 1495 code for a protein of 299 amino acids. The transcript is spliced from 17 exons. The record is from RefSeq and is a predicted model, not a curated record.